AGCCACGGCCACUGCGGCUCCUGGGCCCGGCUCCUGUAACCACCCACGGGGUUGGGGGGCCCGGGCCGGGGCGCUCGGAGCCUCACGGUCACGGUCACGGACUGUGCCUUCGGGAGGGGAGCGCAGGGAGCCGGAGCCAUGCGCCUGAAACCCGAGAAGAAUCCCGGCGACCAGGGCAGCAGGUGGGAGCGGGCGUCUCUCCACAGCCCGUGAAGGGCACCCGGAGCGCCCUGUGCACACACUGCCCCCGGGGCAGCUGGGGAUGGGGACCGGGAGCCCCGGGUCCCUCCUGCCGCGCUCAGCGCCCGCGAGGAACAAAGCAGAUUGUGUCCGCCGGGCCGGAGGGCCGGAGUCACAAGAUCGCGCGUGUCAUGCAGCGCCCUGGAGUCCCUGCAGGGACCCGCCCGCCCGGGGCCGCCGCCCGCCGCGCCUUCCAGAUCCGGGCCUUCAGCACUGAGCUGAAGCACCAUGUGAUGGUCAUGGAUUUCGUGAAGAGCAGCUGGUUCCCCUCCCAGAGAAGAGCCAAGGUGUGCCUCCUCCGCCUGUACCACGGCCUGAAGCCGGCCGAGAGGAGCGCCGGCCGCUGCGAGGAGGCGCUGGCAUCCCAGAACAGGAAGAUGAUUUCCUCCCUGGUCAUCUCGCAGCUGAUGGAUGAGCACAAGCCCGCGGAGAAGGGGCCCGCGGUGCCCGUGCCCGUGCCCUGUGCCGGCGCCCAGCCGCCCCCGUGGCCCGGGAGGCGCGCCCUGGCCCCCCGCAGCGGAGUCGCCAUCAGCCGGGCCUUCGCGCUGCUUCCAGGCCAGCCAGGGCCUCCGCCCCCCGCCCGGGUGCCUGCACCUGCGCCCAAGCUCACCCCCGAGGAGGAGCGGCAGCCGGGCGGCAGCCCCCAGAGGGGCUUCGCAUCCAUCACCAUCACCGCCAGGCGCGUGGGCCCCCCAGCCAGGGCCCUGGUGUGGGGGCCUGGGGGGAGCCCGCUGUGCACCCGGUGCAGGGCCCCGGACCCGCAGCCCAGGGGCCCCCCUGCCCUGGCCGGCGGCGCUGACCCAGGGCGGCACCACGGACCCCCCGCCUGCACGGAACCCUCCGGAAGCAGCGCCGGGAUGCGGCUGGAGUCCCCCGAGGCCCACGCACGGCUGUGUGACGGACACCAGUGCUGGGGGGCCGGCGGGGACCACAGGCUCUCAGGCCACAGGCAGUCCGGGCGGGGCCCGCUGCUGUUCAGCUCCUGCGUGCACCUCAGGGUGUCUCGGCCGUGCCCCACCGCCCCCUGCUCUCAGGACCGGUCCCUCUCCGUCCCCAUGGAGCCAUCGCAGCCAGCCGGCCCCCAGAAGCACAGGUCCGUCCUGUCGCUCCACCUGAACUGCAGUUCCCACAGGCUGACACCAGAGGGGGCAGGCGGCCCAGCCUCCGGAGGGCCAAUGGGCAGCGGCCUGAAGCAGCCUCUGGCGGAGGGCCCCAGCCUCCUGGGCCCCCACUGGGCCCCCGCCCUGCACCCCUCCGUGGGGCAGGGGCAGCUGGGGGCCAGCACAUGCCCUUGGCGUGGCCCCCCUCCGACGGGAAGCACAGAGCUCGCAGAGGCGGGGACUGAGCAGGUCACUGCGAGGAAGGGGAGCGGGGACCACGGGACUCCCGGCCACACCGGCAGCCACCACACCAGCAGCCACGCCAGUGCCCACACCAACCAGCUGUCCAUCCACAUUCCCGGCUGGAGCUACCGGGCGGGAGACUACACCUGCUGCGACCUGGUGGUGCAGAUAAAGGAGUGCGAGACGCGGGAGGCCACCGCUGCCGCCCCGGGGCCCGCGCCCCCGCCGCCACCCCGGCCCGCGCCCUCGGAGGAGCCAGAGACCCCCGACCAGCGGGAGGACUGCUCCGAGUGCCGGCAAGCACCGGCCAGCAACACCUUGACCCUGCAGGAGGCGCUGGAGGCCCGGCGGCCGCAGUUCAUCUCGCGCUCGCAGGAGCGGCUGCGGAGGCUGGAGCUGAUGGCGCAGCAGAGGCGGGCCCAGCGCCAGGAGAGCCCGGGGCCCAGGCCGGGCCCCCUGCCCGUCCGCACCAGCCGGAGGCAGUUCACCGUCCCCCACCCGCUUAGCGAUAACCUGUUCAAGCCCAAAGAACGGUGCAUUUCGGAGAAGGAGAUGCACAUGCGCUCCAAGAGAAUCUACAACAACCUGCCGGAAGUCAGAAAGAAAAAAGAAGAACAAAAGAAAAGGGUGAUCUUACAGAGCAACAGGCUCCGCGCCGAAGUCUUCAAAAAGCAAUUACUGGACCAGCUCCUGCAGCGGAACGCCGUCUGACCGCAGGCUGCCGGCAGCCCCUGCUGGGCCCGGAGGCUCCCGACGCUGGACACACCAUUAAACAGCCCGCCUUCACCACAGUUUUUACUUCAGAUGAUUUUUUUUUCAUAAAGGAAAACCUUGCUCCCCAAAGUGCUGGCCCCGCGCAGGCCGGACCAAUGCUGCCUGAGGAAGGGGCUCCGCAGACCAGGGCGACCAACCCCUCACCCGCAGACCCCUUCUCCUCGUAUUCCCGAGUUUUCUCUUUGGCUCUGAGCCCCCUUCCCACCUCCAUUCUCCACCCCCAGCACGCCCAGGGGCUCAGGUCCCAGGGGUUAUAUUUUUUACAUCGAAUUUCCAAACCCAAUGCUUUUUACACACCAGCUCCUGACUGUGCCCGCUGUGCCGGCCGCGCUCGGGCACCGCGUGGAGCUUAGGGGCCUCUGGACGCAGCGCCUGGUGCUGGAGGCAGGCUCUGGGUAAGCUCCCGGGCACCGCCAGGGAGCUGGGGCGAGCGGCUCCCCCACCCGCCCCGCACCUCGCCAGCCAGAGCCAGCUCCAUGGCUGCUGCCCAAGCCCCGUCCUCCGCAGCCGCCCCACCGCCCACCCCCGCCCCGGACAGCCGCUGGCGGACGCGGCGGGCGCCCAGGCUGCCACACGUUCUCCCAGCGUUUACGUUGGUCGUUUACCAUUUGGGGAGUUAAGAACCAACUAGUUUUUAUCAAAGACGGAAAUAAAAUAAAGGCAGUUAUUACAAAAAUUCAA
This is a messenger RNA of Pipistrellus kuhlii (Kuhl's pipistrelle), 3038 nucleotides long. RefSeq names its product chromosome unknown C10orf90 homolog (gene CUNH10orf90). Gene Ontology annotation, cellular component: centriole; centrosome; cytosol. NCBI's taxonomy places the organism in Eukaryota, Metazoa, Chordata, Mammalia, Chiroptera, Vespertilionidae. The record is from RefSeq and is a predicted model, not a curated record. Bases 372 to 2294 code for a protein of 640 amino acids. Gene Ontology annotation, biological process: regulation of centriole replication. The transcript has 7 exons.